Molecule: messenger RNA, 1815 nt
Organism: Lithohypha guttulata
Lineage: Eukaryota; Fungi; Ascomycota; Eurotiomycetes; Chaetothyriales; Trichomeriaceae
Gene: MTG2
Product: GTPase of the mitochondrial inner membrane that associates with the large ribosomal subunit
Exons: 1
Coding region: 1-1815 (604 amino acids)
Cellular component (GO): mitochondrion
Molecular function (GO): GTPase activity; GTP binding
Source: RefSeq, a predicted model, not a curated record
AUGGCAUCUACGACAAGCAGCACUCUGAUGCCAUUUCUGUACCCUUGUCUUUUCGACGGGGUAGUAACAUCAACAGUAAGCCGUCGAGUCUCACGUCAAUUAUCCACAUGUUUAAAACGAAGGACAUUCACAUCUACCACUUGUCGUUCAUCACCAUCGUUGGCAGAGCAGAAUGCACAGAGACGUUUCACUGCGUACGAGCCUGUAGCUCCCGAGGUUCCCAGAAGCGAAGCACGACAAAGAAGGCUAGAUCCUACUCCUGACGACUACGCACGAAACAUCUUCGUCGACAAGUGUUCCUUGUCAGUUCACGCUGGUAGUGGCGGCAAUGGAUGCGUGUCUUUCCACCGCGAUGCCGUCAUCUCAGACGGGCCACCAAAUGGAGGUGACGGUGGUAGCGGAGGCAAUGUCUGGAUCCAGGCUGUUGCAGAUCAGACGAGUCUACACAAGCUAGCAAGAAGAGGCAUCAUCAAAGCUGGUCGAGGAAUCAGUGGACAGGGCAAGAGUCAGGGUGGUCGCAAAGGAGAAGAUAUCUGCAUACAAGUACCAGUCGGCACGGUCAUCCGCGAAGUAGGGAGAAGCGAUCCUGUUGCGGACGAAGAGCGACGUCUGCAAGAGAUACAGGCACUUGAUCCUGCGGUGGCCGAAAAAGCUAAGAUAAAGACGGGCCCGAGGAGCAAUCCAUGGAUCUUGUAUCCUGGCGCAAUUGGCUAUGAAGAGAAAGAACUCGUCAACAAUCUACCUAAGCCUCCGAAGCCACGUCGUAGUCACCUUUCUGCCCUGCAGAAAGAAGGACCGAUAGAGCUCGAUCUCGACAAGCCUAUGGAACAGCCAAUACUACUUGCUGCAGGCGCUAUGGGUGGCUUUGGUAAUCCUCACUUUGCUACUAAGGAAUUGCCAAAACCAAAGUAUGCCACUAAAGGUGAACUCGGCAUCCGGCUCAAAUUCGAGCUUGAGCUGAAGCUGCUUGCUGAUGUAGGUCUUGUUGGUCUGCCAAAUGCUGGUAAGAGUACUCUGCUCAGAGCCGUCAGCAAUAGUCGGACUAGGAUUGGUGACUGGGCUUUCACUACCCUUGAACCAACUAUUGGUACUGUUAUCCUCGACAACAACCAAGGUAGACCACUUGUCAAAUCUGGAAUCGAAGGACAAGGUCCGAGAACGCACUUCACAGUUGCUGACAUUCCUGGCUUGGUCGAGGAUGCCCAUCUCGAUAAAGGUCUUGGUCUGGGCUUUUUGAGACACGUCGAGCGAGCACGAACUUUAGCAUUUGUGGUAGACCUUUCAGAAGGUGACCCUGUGCAAACUCUGCAAAGUCUGUGGAGGGAAGUUGCUGAGUACGAGAACAUGCGAAAUCAAGAAAUCAAUGAGCAGUCACAAUCAAAACUGGAGGGGUGGUCUACGUUCGGCUCAUCUGAAACAUCAGCAGAUGAAGAUCUAGCAGAUGACGACGAACCACAGAUACUGCUCUUUCCUGAACCUACAAAACACCUCGAGCCGAUCAAGAUUUCACCGAUAAGUGCCAAGCCAUGGUUCGUUGUGGCCACAAAAGCGGAUAAAGAGAGCUCGCAGGAUGCUUUUCAGAAACUACAGGCUUACGUCGCGGGUGUUGAGGCUGGCACAGUACCUCAUCCUUCGGGUCAGCAGAAUGCCUGGAAGGCGAGAAUCGCUGCAAUUCCUGUGAGCGCUAUACAUGGUCAAGGCACUGACAGAAUCGCUUCUUGGACUGCUGGGUUGCUUGACAGCAUGCAAGGAGCUGGUACCAGCCAAGCUGUUGCUGAGAGUGGUUAUCGUGGCUCUCGGAGAGCGCUAGGGUGA